Malaclemys terrapin pileata is the source of this 5497-nucleotide messenger RNA. It is a transcript of the gene POU6F1, whose product is annotated as POU class 6 homeobox 1. Bases 257 to 2101 code for a protein of 614 amino acids. Lineage: Eukaryota; Metazoa; Chordata; Testudines; Emydidae. Gene Ontology annotation, biological process: regulation of transcription by RNA polymerase II. Gene Ontology annotation, molecular function: DNA-binding transcription factor activity, RNA polymerase II-specific; RNA polymerase II cis-regulatory region sequence-specific DNA binding. The transcript is spliced from 11 exons. The record is from RefSeq and is a predicted model, not a curated record.
GGCCCGGUGCAGAGCCCCGGGGGUCUCGGUGCAAGGGCUGGGCUGGGCUGGGCAGGCGGAGGGGGGGCUGCCGCCUCCUUCCCCCCACCCCCCCUUUGUGUGCAGCAGCCUCCGCUCCGCUGCUGUGAGAUGAAUUGUUAAUUAUUCCCAGCAAAAAAGCGGCUCGGAGCCCCGGCCCGAGCGGGGGGCGAGCGGGUGCCGGCGCGCAUGUGGAGAGUGAGUCCACCCCACCCCCCGCAGCGCGCAGUGACCAAUCAUGGACGUGCAACCCCAGGAAGCUUCCCUGACGGUUAACGAGCAAGUCAUUGUGAUGUCGAGUCACGAGACUAUCCGAGUGCUGGAGGUGGGAGUGGACGCCCCACUUCCAGCAGAGGAUGAUGGGAAAGCUUUGGAAGCAACAGCUGGAGAGGUCGCAAGCGGCUGCCCCGUGGAAACAAGUGAACCAGGAAGAGAAGACGUGCAGCCAAACCUGGAGACCACUUGUGGAGGGACAACUGGCGAAGUAAAGUCAUUGCCUGGAAUGGCUCCCAACAGCGUCUCGUCCGUCACCACCUUCAACCCAGCAACGAGCCAGCCGACCCAAACCCUAGCUCCCUUGGCCGUGCAAGCUGCGCCACAGGUCUUGACUCAGGAAAACUUAGCAACAGUUGUGACAGGAGUAAUGGUUCCAGCAGGGGCAGUUACUCAACCUCUUCUUAUCCCCAUCAGUAUUGCAGGUCAAGUGGCUGGUCAGCAGGGGCUGGCUGUGUGGACAUUUCCUACAGCAACGGUCGCUGCCCUUCCCGGACUGACGGCUGCUUCUCCUACAGGGGGAAUUUUCAAACCACCUAUAGCCAACUUGCAAGCAGCUACGGUCCUGAACACGGCAAUGCCAGCCCCAAUGCAGCCUACCCAGCCGCUACAGGCCCCGCUGACGGUCCAGCCGCGGCCCUCCGUCCAAACACAGGCCGUGUUCCAGCCGCAGCCCACGCUCCAGAGCCCGCCGGCCAUCCUGCCCCAGUCCGCCGCCGCGCCGCCACCCGUGGCAAAGCCGUUGGAGACGCAGACGCAAAUCACAGUCCAGCCUGCGGGAUUUGCCUUUAACCCUGGCAUAAUCAGCGCAGCUUCUCUCGGGGGCCAAACUCAGCUCCUCAGCUCACUGGCCGCCGCCCCGGUGAUCGCGAACACCAUUCCCAGCGUCCAAGGGAUAACAAGCCAGAUCCUGACCAACGCCCAGGGACAGGUCAUUGGGACGCUGCCCUGGGUGGUGAACCCGGCUGGGAUCACGACGGCCAAUGCCACCCCAGCUGUUUUGCCGGCCCAGAACCUGCAGGUGCAGGCGGUGACCCCGCAGCUGCUGCUGAACGCCCAAGGGCAGGUCAUCGCUACGUUAGCCAGCAGCGCCCUCCAGACAGCGGCCAUCCGGAAACCCAGCGCCCCAGAGUCCCCGGCAAAGAACGAGGUUCAGCCAAUCCAGCCUGCCCCUGUUCUGCCCCAGCCAGCUGUGGUCAUCGCAAACCCAGCCCCUGCCGCUAAGCCCUCUUCCACGCCCGUUCCCAUCACUUGCUCGGAGACCCCGACAGUGAGCCAGCUGGUUUCCAAGCCUCAAACUCCAAAUACGGGCAUUGAGGAGGAUGGAAUCAACCUGGAGGAGAUUCGGGAGUUUGCCAAGAACUUUAAGAUCCGACGUCUGUCUCUGGGCCUGACGCAGACACAGGUGGGUCAAGCUUUGACGGCUACAGAAGGACCAGCUUACAGCCAGUCUGCCAUCUGCAGGUUCGAGAAGCUGGACAUCACCCCCAAGAGCGCCCAGAAGCUGAAGCCCGUGCUGGAGAAGUGGCUGAGUGAGGCCGAGCUGCGGAACCAGGAAGGGCAGCAGAACCUGAUGGAGUUUGUGGGCGGCGAGCCCUCCAAGAAACGCAAGCGCCGCACCUCCUUCACGCCCCAGGCCAUCGAGGCCCUCAACGCCUACUUCGAAAAGAAUGCCCUGCCCACCGGCCAGGAGAUCACCGAGAUCGCCAAGGAGCUCAACUACGACCGCGAGGUCGUCCGGGUCUGGUUCUGCAACCGCCGACAGACGCUCAAAAACACUAGCAAACUCAACGUCUUUCAGAUCCCCUAGCGGGGCAGGUGGGAGGAGAGAACCCUGCCCAGCCCAGCCCGGCCACCCCAGGAUCCUGCCGUGAGCACUUUGUGACUAUCUGUUCCCUAGGCCUUGCCCCUGUCCACUUCCCCCCCGCCCCACCAGCCCAGCUUCGCUGAUGGCAGCCAGGCAUUAUUUUUCCCCGCCGUGUGCAUAUAUCCGCACCCUUCGUCUUCACAGGAUCUGACCGUGUACACGUCGGACGUCGCUCCUUCCUUCUCGUGCUCCUGAGUGUAACAUGUAGUGAGUGCCAGAGCUGCCGAUGUGAGUGCCCCCAGCCCCCCUCCGUCCCCGGGGGCAGAAGUGGGGCAGGGCACAGGGAGUGCUGUGAUCCGUGCAUUUCUGUGUCAGACAAAUAUGUCCGCCACACGAGUGACUUUCUUCUUUUCUAGAAUUUCCUGUUUCUCCAAGGUAGCGUCGGGGCCUGCCAGGAGGCCGGUAGGGUCCGGGAAGAGGCAGAUGUGAAGCCUACUUCAUUUCAAUCCUUGUUUAUUUCGUAACCCUGCCUGUCCCGUGUGAGACACAAGUUCUCGGUAUCUAACGGCAUCAAGGCGGAGUAGCUCAGUUUAUAUCCCCUCCCCUAUGAGUACAAAGCACUGUCCAUCAAAAGACUUUAAACGGAAGUUUCUGAGUAUGAUUAGCUGCUAGGGCUUGGGAUCACCGCGUCGUUUAAAGCGCCAGUAGGUAGCUCCCUUACUAACCUCGUUUGCCAGAGGAAAACCGGCCACCUGCGUCCUGGCAUCUCCCCUGCCACCCUUGGGAAAUGGAAGGUUAAAUUGCACUAAAUGGGAUUGUUUCUAUAAGAAGAAAUGGGCAGAACCGGCCGGGCCAGGCAGCUUCUUCACCAAAGUGAGGCCUCUGAAGGCGGACAGGGUGUGAGCCCUUUCAUUUGCUCCAUCUUCUUUCUUUUUUUGCGUUGGCUCCUGUUGAAGUCGAGCGUUACCCUUUCCCCUGCUAGGGCUCGAGCCUGGGGGUCUAAAGGCAUGGGCCUCUGUUAGCUGGGAGGCAUAAACCACUCUGAGUGGUCUCACCAGGAGAGGGGGACCAAAGAGCCGUGCUGUGGAGCUGGGGCUGUACAAGGUAUAUUUUGCCUUCCUCCUGCAGGGUUCUAUGCUUGCCUUUUGAGCGUGGCUUUUCUGAAGGGGGUGAUCUGGAAAAUGAACGGACUGGACUCUUGCUCACUGCUGGAAGGGGGAUGGGGAAGUGGCAGCAGCCCUCCUGGCUGUAAGAGGGGAGACCAACAGCCGAUUGCCUUGUCGAAUUGCCAAGUGAAGGGGAGCCGACUCCAAGCCAGCAGCGCCAGCCCUCCUCCCCAUGGGAAAGCAGCCAGGCAAAGGACUCAGACUCUGUACAGUGGAGACGCACCAGGCCCUAGGGCUGUGUGUGGAAGGAACAGCCUUCAGCUUUGAACUACAAAGUCCCUCCUUGUGCGGCUCAACAAUCAGGGGACGCUCUCCAGGGGACGUCUAUUCCUUCUUUACCGGCAGCCUUUUCGAGCGCGUCGGACGUCGCCUGAACGUGUCGUCCCCCGCCACCGCCUGUGUGGCAUCAUUGCAAAACGCGCCAGAGCCCAGCUCUCGGGCUGGAUACAGGGAGGUGGAAUGGUGCCCUCUUUCUAAGCUGGGCUCAAUGCAAAAGGGGAGGAAGCUGUGUGUAUUAAGGUCCUGCGGGGAGGGUGGGGCCAGCCUGUUCCUGUCUGUAUAUGCACUGUGUGUCUUUAACAUAAGAAGGGAAUGGGAGGUGUGUUUUGCUGUCUUGUGAAAGCCAAAAUAUAUAUAGAUAUAAAUGAUUUCACAAUAAUCCUUAACUGUAAACCCAGGAAAAGGUCCUCUUCGGUGCUGCCUCUUCUGCUUAUCUUAAAGAGACAGUGCUGGUUGCCUCGGGCCUAAGCAUUUAAAAACACAAACAAAAACAGGGCCUAAAUUUCAGUCCCAAAAUAGAUCAUCAGAAAGUAGCUUCUGUGGCCAAGUGGAGUGGGAGGUUCUGCUUGCCUGCAUGGUAAUCAAGAGGUGACCUCAGACCCCGGCACAAUUUCAUCUGCAGCCAGGGGCCCACCUACAGGCUAGGAAAGCGUCAGAUAGCCCAGUAGGAUGAGUAUCGGGUAUAGGGGUCAGUGCCCCAUAAAGCCCUCUUUAUCCUAGGAGAUAUGUGAGAGUUAUGGGUCUGACAUCCUGAUUUCCAGGACACAUCCUAAGGGAGUCUGUGUCCUAGUUCAUUGCCCACCUUCCGAAUUGAGCUUUCUGCUCCAGGAGGGUGGCACUGGGGUUUCAGCGUAACUCGCUGCCGGGCAAAAUGUUUACACGUCACGUUGAUUUGGGGACAGCCGACCUGGGCGGGAUGGGGGCCAGUGGAGGGUUUUGCUGAACUGAAAAGCUGCUUGGGUUUUACCGCAUUUUUAUCGGGCAAAGAUCUGCCCGCAGGCUGAGUGUCACUAGCCCAGGACCACGAGACUCAGCAGGGAGAGGAGGAACAGGGGAAAGACCCAGCCGCUCAAUUGGACAGCGGCUGCUGCCUCCACAAGCAGACCUCAGUCCCAGCAUCAGCAAGGCGAUUCUGCUGUGCAAUAGAAUUUCUUGGCACCUUUCCCUUCCAAUCAGGCUUUCGCUAGGAUGUUUGGUUGGUCCCCUGCCCUGCGUUGAUGCUGCUGUUCCCAAGAUGCUACAAGCAACGCUAGCCGUUCCGUUGGCUGCCCGGUGUGGUGGUGAGACCAGUGCCACACAGGCGUUGCUGAUUCCCCAAACCUCUGCUCUGAACGGCAGAACGAGGUGCUCGGGGGACGCGUCUGGAUCUGUCCAAAGAAGGUUUCUUAGAGGGAGGGUUGUGUUUUUUUGUUUUUUAGGAAGUACCUUUCCGGAUCUGCUGUCCCGCCAUCUCCAUUUGGAAUAGCUAGGGCAGGGUUGGCAGGCAAAUUCCUCCCUGAGAAAGGGGACCCAUCUCCCUCUCUCCCUGCCCUAAGAAAUGAGUGUUUCAGUGAUUUCCAGACAUGGCCAGAGCGGAUGGGCAGGACUGGGAGCAAAAGCGGUUUCAUACCAUCCUUGGAGCAGGCGGUGGUUUAUACGCCGCCGCCCCGGGUCAAUCAGAACCUGAAAUGCUAUCGCCAAUCCUGUGUCUCCAGCCUCCAAUCUCCAGGGCUCCCCCCACUUAGCCAGUCCUUGUUGGGCGGGCCAUUCCCCCUUGCCUCGGUUAACGCCACUGCUCGGUUUCAAGAGAAGCUGUUGGAUUUCACAGAGUGCCAUGUGAGGUGGUAUAAGUUGAACAAGGAGGGAGGGAAGGGCUCCGUGGGGGUGGGGAGCCGGCCUGGGGUCUGGCUGUCUUGCUCUGUUAGACUGAUGCACUUGAUGUAGUUGUGUGAAAUAAACAGUAUUUUUUCUUUUU